AUGGGUUGGAGGAAGGGCCGCCGGCGGAAGAAAAGAAGUUCAGGAUGUGAGCCGGUGUAUCUGAACGUUUACGAUGUUUCCCCCACGAACGGCUACUCCUACUGGCUCGGCCUCGGAGUGUACCAUUCCGGGGUGGAAGUUUACGGCGUUGAGUAUGCUUUCGGGGCUCACGAGAGUUCGUGGUCGGGGAUAUUCGAAGGAGAACCGAAGAAGUGCGAAGGAUUCAAGUUCAGGAAGAGGGUGAUGAUAGGGAAGACGGGGAUGGGAGAAAGUGAGGUGAAGGCAGUGAUGGAGGAGCUUGGCGGAGAGUACAGAGGGAAUGCAUACAAUUUGAUAAGCAAGAACUGCAACCAUUUCUCCAACGCCGCCUCUCGCAGGCUCACCGGAAAAUCUAUUCCCGCUUGGGUGAAUCGCCUUGCCAAAUUCGGGAUGUGUUGCAAAUGUGUUGUGCCGCCGGUGAGAUUGGAUGCAACCAUGGCCAAUACUCACCGCACCAUUAAUUGCGACAACAUGCCAACCUGCCAAUUGCCCGCCUACAGGGAAACACUAGAACCGCACCAAUAUAAAUAG
Messenger RNA from Arachis stenosperma, 570 nucleotides. Its product is annotated as deSI-like protein At4g17486. The coding region runs from base 1 to 570 and encodes 189 amino acids. Gene Ontology annotation, biological process: protein deubiquitination. Gene Ontology annotation, molecular function: deubiquitinase activity. The record is from RefSeq and is a predicted model, not a curated record. Lineage: Eukaryota; Viridiplantae; Streptophyta; Magnoliopsida; Fabales; Fabaceae. The transcript is spliced from 3 exons.